Carcharodon carcharias (great white shark) is the source of this 6621-nucleotide messenger RNA. It is a transcript of the gene atp10a, whose product is annotated as ATPase phospholipid transporting 10A. Gene Ontology annotation, biological process: phospholipid translocation. Bases 1 to 4551 code for a protein of 1516 amino acids. Lineage: Eukaryota; Metazoa; Chordata; Chondrichthyes; Lamniformes; Lamnidae. The transcript is spliced from 21 exons. The record is from RefSeq and is a predicted model, not a curated record. Gene Ontology annotation, molecular function: magnesium ion binding; ATP binding; ATP hydrolysis activity. Gene Ontology annotation, cellular component: plasma membrane.
AUGGCUCAGGAGACACCCCCGGCCAGAGGUUGCAAGCUGCCCAGGUCCAGAUCCAGAUCCAGGGGCAGGAGGGAGGGCAAGAGCCGCAGCGUCCGCUCCAACCUGCUGCCCGGCGGGGCGAAGGCAGGUGACCAGCCGGGCCGGCUGCACGCCAGCAACCGCCUCAAGACCACCAAGUACACGCUGCUCUCCUUCCUGCCCAAGAACCUCUUCGAGCAGUUCCACCGCUUCGCCAAUGUCUACUUCGUCUUCAUCGCCCUGCUGAACUUCGUGCCCAUCGUCGGUGCCUUCCAGCCCGAGCUGGCCCUGGCCCCUGUGGUCUUCAUCCUGGCUGUGACCGCACUGAAGGAUCUGUGGGAGGACUACAGGAGGUACAGGUCUGACCAGGAGAUCAACCACAUGGACUGCCUCGUCUACUGCAGGGAUGAGAAAAAGUAUGUUGAAAAAUACUGGAAAGAAGUUCAAGUUGGGGAUUUUGUUCGCCUGCGAUGCAAUGAAAUCAUUCCUGCUGAUAUCCUGCUGCUGUACUCCAGUGAUCCUGACGGACUGUGCCAUAUUGAGACUGCCAAUUUGGAUGGAGAGACCAAUCUCAAGCAGCGACAGGUUAUUAAGGGUUUCACUGAGCUGGAGACAGAAUUUGACCCCAUGAAGUUUAACAGUGUGAUAGAAUGUGAAAAGCCACACAACGACCUGAACAGAUUUCGAGGAUAUAUAGUAUACAAAAAUGAAAAGAGAGCUGGACUUUCUAAAGACAACCUUUUACUUCGAGGCUGCACGAUCAGAAAUACGGAAGAAGUUGUGGGGAUUGUAAUCUAUGCAGGCCAUGAGACUAAAGCUAUGUUAAAUAACAAUGGACCACGCUACAAACGCAGCAAGCUGGAGAGACAAAUGAAUGUAGAUGUCUUCUGGUGUGUGAUCAUACUUUUUGUGAUGUGCCUUUUUUCAGCCAUUGGCCACGGUCUCUGGGUAGCUCAGUACGGUGAUCAGCGACCAGUGUUUGACGUUUUCAGCAGCGAUGGCACCUCCUUAUCUCCUGCUUUAUCUGGAUUAUACUUGUUCUUUACGAUGAUAAUUGUCCUGCAGGUGUUGAUUCCGAUCUCACUCUACGUUUCCAUUGAGAUCAUUAAAAUCUGCCAAGUAUUUUUCAUCCAUCAAGACACAGAUCUAUAUGAUGAAGAGACAGACUCUCGGCUACAAUGCCGAGCACUGAACAUCACAGAAGAUCUGGGGCAAAUACAGUAUAUUUUCUCUGACAAAACUGGCACACUGACGGAAAAUAAAAUGGUGUUCAGACGAUGUACUGUGGCAGGGGUUGAGUAUUCUCACGAUGCUAAUGCAAAGAGAUUGGCCAUGUACCAAGAGCCUGACUCAGAGGAUGAGGAAUGUACAUCUAAAUCGGGAGCUAUACCAAGGUGUGAUAGCACAUCCAGUCACCAGAGUGCCAAAAUUGUUCACCGUACGCAAAGCACUAAAUCUCAUCGGCGGACUGGCAGUAGGGCAGAGGCUAAGAGGGCCAGCAUUCUCUCCAAACACACUGCUUUCAGCAGCCCUAUGGAAAAAGACAUCACGCCUGAUCCUCAACUAUUGGAAAAGGUGAAUGAAUGUGCUGGCCAGCUGGAAGCUUUGAGACAACAUGGCCAACCGUUAAGCCACUUGACCCCUGAAUUAUCUGACAUCAUUGACUUUUUCAUAGCACUGACUGUUUGCAACACCGUGGUAGUUUCAUCUCCAAAUCAGCCACGACACAAGGUUCGAGUCCGCUUUGAGCUGAAGUCUCCAGUCAAGACGUUAGAAGAUUUCAUCAAAAGGUUUACCCCCAGUCGCCUGACCUCGGGCUCUAACAGCAGCAGUUCAUCCAGUAUUUCUACAAGUAAAUCACUGUAUAGAGUCUCGUCCAGUGCCAUACCCUCUCCUUCUGGAGAAGUUACCUUACUGAAGAUGGGUGAAGAGCUUGGCAGAUCUCCGCAGAGGGAUAAGGGUGAAAAUUUCUUUCAGCCAGGCAUGGUACGAGACAAUGGGAAAGAUGGCGAGCUCCGCUAUGAGGCUGAGAGUCCAGACGAGGCUGCCCUUGUUUAUGCAGCCAGGGCCUACAACUGUGCACUGGUUGAAAGGUUGCCAGAGCAGGUGACCGUGGAGUUGCCCCAUGUGGGAAAGUUGACCUUUGAACUCUUGCACAUCUUGGGGUUUGAUUCUACCAGAAAGCGGAUGUCUGUUGUGGUGAGGCACCCGCUGACCGAUGAGAUUGUUGUUUAUACCAAAGGAGCAGAUUCUGUCAUUAUGGACCUCCUUCAGCAGCCUUCCACAGAGAACAGCACCAGCAAACGCAGGAGGAAAAUCCGGAACAAAACGCAGAAUUACCUAAACCAGUACGCCACAGAUGGACUCCGGACACUCUGUAUAGCCAAGAGGGUCUUGCGUAAGGAAGAAUAUGCGCGAUGGCUGGAAAAUCACUUGGAGGCAGAGUCUUCGGUUGAAAGUAGGGAUGAGUUGCUGUUCCAGUCAGCAGUGCAACUGGAGACUGACCUUCAGCUGUUAGGCGCAACUGGCAUCGAAGACCGUCUGCAGGAUGGGGUCCCAGAAACGAUAGCAAAUUUGCGAAAAGCUGCUUUACAGAUCUGGGUUCUCACUGGGGACAAACAGGAAACAGCAAUCAACAUUGCUUACUCCUGCAAACUCCUCGGUCACGAUGAGGAGAUCCUCACCUUGAAUGCGGAAUCUCAGGAGGCCUGCACUGCUUUGCUGGAGCAGUGUUUGAACUACAUUAAAUCAAAGAGUCCUCAGAACAAACGUUUCAGUGUUGCUGAAAAUCCAUCGGUUGACUUUAUUGCUUCAAAUGGGACUUCAGUGACCUCACCCACUCUGCGACCCAACUUCAGCUUGGUAAUCGAUGGAAAGACUCUGAGCUUUGCAUUGGAAAAGACACUGGAGGACAAGUUUCUUGCAUUAGCACAAAGUUGCCGCUCAGUGUUGUGCUGCCGUUCCACUCCACUACAAAAAAGUAUGGUGGUUAAACUGGUCCGGGAUAAGCUAAAAGUAAUGACCUUGGCAAUAGGAGAUGGGGCUAAUGAUGUGAGCAUGAUCCAGGUUGCUGAUGUUGGAGUGGGAAUCUCUGGCCAGGAAGGGAUGCAGGCAGUAAUGGCAAGUGACUUUGCCAUCGCACGGUUCCGACAUUUACAGAAACUCUUGCUGGUUCACGGUCAUUGGUGUUACUCCAGGCUUGCCAACAUGGUGCUAUAUUUUUUCUAUAAAAAUGCAAUGUUUGUUGCCCUUCUUUUCUGGUAUCAAUUCUUCUGUGGAUUCUCAGGAUCAGCAAUGAUAGACCAGUGGUACCUUAUCUUCUUUAACCUUCUGUUUUCUUCGAUCCCUCAACUCAUCACUGGAAUACUAGAUAAAGAUGUUUCAGCAGAAACCCUGGUAGCCUUACCUCAACUUUACAAAAGUGGACAACAUUCUGAGGAAUAUAAGCCAUACAUGUUCUGGAUGAAUAUGAUUGAUGCUCUGUACCAAAGUCUGAUCUGCUUCUUCUUCCCAUAUUGGGCCUACCAAGAUUCUGAUGUUGAUGUUUUUACUUGGGGAACACCCAUCACCACGCUGGCUCUAUUCACUAUCUUAAUGCACUUGUGCAUUGAAACGAAAACCUGGACUUGGAUGCAUGUUGUCUCCAUUACUUUCAGCAUCCUCCUGUUCUUCACUGUUGCAUUAAGUUAUAAUGCAACCUGUCCUACCUGCUACCCUCCAUCCAAUCCCUACUGGACUAUGCAGAAGUUGAUGGCCGAUCCAAAGUUCUAUCUGAUAUGUAUCCUUACACCAGUGGCAGCCUUGCUACCUAGGUACUUGUACCGAAUCUUUCAAGGUACCUUGUUCCCCACUCCGAUCCAGCGAGGUCGCCAGCUGGACAGACUCCAUCCUGUGGCUUGUAGUCAUGUUAAUAAAUGGAAUGCCCAAGUCAGUUGGUCAGCCACACCGAAACCUGACUUGGUGAUGCCGCUUUCGAAGGACUCCGGGAUUGGGGCUGAUGAAUCCUCAUCCAGCACUAGCCAAAAUGUCCCCUUGGAUACAAACCAAAUCUCUAAUGGACCAUUAAAUAAACAACAGACACCUGAGUUACGAGAAACCAGUUUACCGACAAUGGAGCUGGCAGAAGGUGCAAAAUACUCCCUUCCAAAUGGUAACUCAUCAUCUGUUUCCAUCCGAAAUGCACAGUCGCACUUGCAUGAACUUCAGAGGUCUGAGUUAGCGACAGACUUGCCUUUCACAGAGGGUGGAGUUCGAUUGAACGCUCGUUCUGGAGUGGACCCAUCAAAUAUACACUUACUAAACUGGAGGACACCAACGCCAUCUACUAAUGACAAGAUGUGUUUUUUCCAUUCCUCGUCACAUUGCAGUUUACAGACACAGACAGUGAGAGGUGAAAGAUGUGUGCCAGGUAAUAUAGAGCUGGAGGCUAUGAAACUUUCUGAAGAAGUGUUUCCAGGCACUUCCCACAUCUCAACCCGCCUAAUUCCAAGAAACUCAUUGCAGGAGAGUUCUCUGGAAAUGACUCCAUUGUGACCGAGAGCUGGCCGUAUAACGUGCCUUUCUCUUAAAUUUUGCACAGUUUCAGAUUUUAGUCUUUCUUUUAAAAUUUUAUAUUUAAAUAUUAGAUCAUCUUUUUGUGAAUCCUAAAUAAGAGCAAAGUGAUGUAUUUUGUAAUUUGCACAUGUGGAAUUUAGAAAAGGUUGUGCAGAAUUUAAUAUAUAACUAUCUGAAAUAGUGCAGUUACCAAAAAUGCAACUUGCAUUACCAAGUCAAGUGAACGGUUCUGUAUGUCCUAUCUAAACAUUGUGCCUAAACAAAUCUUUGCAUCCCAUCUCGUUCUCCUCUUCCCAACCUUGAGGGGGACAAAUAGCUGAAAACUUAGACAGCUCUUGAGGUUACCCUUUUUUUUUGUCUUUGUAUUGUUUAUGCUUCAAUGACCAAAGGGAAGAUGUUUACUAUGUCAGUGAUAUCAGAAGCAUAUUAUGACACACAAUGUCGUAUAGGUUAUGUCAUAUAAACUAUAUUAUGAAGUCUGAAACCUGCCAGGAACAGAUACUCUGUUCGAAAAGGGCCCACUAUAUAUGUUAUAUAUGAUAAUGCAUACACAAAACCCUAAAUCUGAUAUGUGUGUAUGCAUGUACGUGUAUCAACUGUUUGUAUGUCCAAAUUUAUAAUGGAAACCGCCUUUUGCAAACUUGUCACGCUGUAAUUACUUCUUUCACUCCUCCACUGCAGUUGCAGCAGUGCCAUCUCUUGAGGCUGUAAUUACAGCAUAAGAAGUUUACAUAAGAACAGGAGUAGGCCAUUUAGCUCCUCAGGCCUGUUCUGCUAACCCAUGAGAUCAUGGCUGAUCUGUAUUCUAGCUCCAUCCACCUGCCUUGGCUCUUUAAUGUCCAUAAUAUCCAUUUAUCCACCUUGGCUACCAAAAAUCUGCCAGUCUCUGAUUUGAGACUGUUAAUUGAGCCAUCACCUGUGUUGCAUGGGAGAGAUUUCCACCUUUUGCACAGAGAGCUAUUUCCUAACUUCUCUCCUGAAUGGCCUGUCUCUGACUUUAAAUUUAAGCCUCUUGCCUGAGGCUCCUCCACCAGUAGGAAAAAGCUCCCUUCUAUUCACACUAGCCACAAAGGCCUUUCCAUUAUAGAUGUGGACAUAGGUAUUUAUAAUGGAAAAAUAAGCACAGAAGUUAUGAUCUUCAAACUGAGGACUCUAUUAAGUCUACAGGCUCAGCUCUCAUAAUUAUCAGCCACUAAUCUAGCUUUGCCUGAAGACUGCACUCGGCCUUGAUACUCAUGUUCAAGAGAAAUCAACUGAUUAGAAUGUACAGUCGAGAAUAGACCAUUCUGCCCAUCUGGUUCAUACGGGUGUCACAAGCCCCCAUUAUCUAACCCUAACAGCAAAACCUAUUGCCUUAUCUCCCCCAGGUGUUUAUCUAGCAUUCCCUUAAAUGCAACCAGUGUCAAAUUUUCUUUUUCUAGAAGGACCAUCUUUAUUUUUUAAAAAAAGAUAACAAUGAAGGAUAUUAUUUUCAUCUGCCUUAAAUGUCUGGGUUAGCCUUGGAGUCUGGUUGCAGAGGGAGAUGGGGUGAAGAUAAGGAGAAGGGGAAGGGGAUCAAGAUGUGAAAAAUUCCCAAUCUGUCUGUAAUAAUUCCCAGGAGAUAAGAGGACUGGCAGGUUUCAACUGGAGAAGAGAAGGUAAGAAAAAGCUUAAAACUUAAAAAACACUCAAUCCCUAUCAGAUGGAAGGCUUUAAUUUUUUCCAUGUGCCACCAAAACUGGACUAUGUCUUGAAUUUUCUUUCUCCUCCUCAUACGAACACUAGCCCCCCCCCCCCCACCACCCUCAAAAAGAUCUGCAUCCAUGAUGCAGCAGAGCAAUCCCUUUGGAAACCAAUGCUGGUGAGAUUGAUGGAAAACAGCGAAUUGCUACCUGGUUAAUUGUGAGAUACACAAUGAGGCAACAAAGAUAUGAUUUAUAACUGGUGAUGUGUGAGCAACAUAGUCACAAGUGAUGAUCGGUGUAAGUGGGAAGUUGAUUGUACCCCACAGCUCUUCUCAUGCAUUCUGUUUAUAUGCAUGCUGGAUUAAUAAAUUACCUUGAAAUUAUA